Messenger RNA from Penicillium verhagenii, 1311 nucleotides. RefSeq lists its product as uncharacterized. Lineage: Eukaryota; Fungi; Ascomycota; Eurotiomycetes; Eurotiales; Aspergillaceae. The transcript has 3 exons. Bases 1 to 1311 code for a protein of 436 amino acids. The record is from RefSeq and is a predicted model, not a curated record.
AUGCAUAAAAGUCUUCUUCUCGUCUUUAUUCAUGGCUUCAAGGGCGAUGAUGAUACCUUCGGCCAUUUUCCAGAGCAUCUUCGGGUCGUAGUCGGCAAGGCACUCCCUGCCGUUACGGUGACAACGGCUGUGUACCCCAAGUACGAGACAAAAGGCGAUUUGAAAGAAUGUGUGGGAAGGUUCCGAGAAUGGCUGCAGAACACCGUGAUUGAUCUGGAGGUUGCAAACGAGACCGCGUCACCCACUGUUGAUCCAUCGGUCCACGUUUUCCUGGUCGGACAUUCUAUGGGUGGAAUUGUUGCAGCAGAGACACUACUAUUACUAGCAGCUGAGCAACCUAUUCAUCACAACUCCACAUCGGAUGCACAACCGGCGCCUGGGCCAGAUGACCAACCCCCUGCCGUGGAACCUGGUACAUUCAUGUUCCCUCACAUCCAAGGGGUCCUGGCCUUUGAUACCCCAUACCUAGGCAUUGCUCCAGGUGUGGUGUCAUACGGCGCAGAAGGGCACUAUCGCAAUGCUACCACGGCCUACAAUACAUUUUCGGAAGUUGCUGGGCUUUUCGGAUACGGUGGAAAGAACGACGCAUCCAAAGGGGCAGCCGCAGCUGAAGUCGCGAAAGAGCCGGCUAAAGCUCUGCCAGCCUCCACUGAUGCUGCCGCAACUCCAUCUUGGCAGCGAUGGGGUCGAUAUGCCAUGUUCGCAGGGGCCGCAGGGGCAGUUGCUGCCGGUGGCGCAGCUGCUUUGUACACCAACAGACAGAACCUGUCCGCCGGGUUCAACUGGGUAUCGUCUCAUCUCGAGUUCGUGGGAUGUCUGACGAGAGGUUCCGAAAUGCGUCAGCGUCUUGAAGGCUUGGCUCAAGUCCAGGAUGAACGGGGCAUACGGAGUGUCAACUUCUAUACGUGUCUCGGUAAAGGCGCGUCUUCUCUUGUGCAUACCUCAGGGGAAGGCAAGACAUCUUUCAGCGAACAUAUUAUUCGGUCGAAUUUCCGAACUUUCUGCACCCUUCCACCUGAGGUUGAGAAUGGCAAACAAAGCACUGCCCCGGGACUUCGAUGGAUCAAGGCCAUCAAUGACAAAGCUUCAGACGAGCCUCAGGCCCACAUCAGCAUGUUCUUAUCGAAAAAUAACCCGGCAUUUUUUGAGCUACUUAGCGAGGCUGGUAAGACCUUGGUAGGCUCGAUUGACGUGGGUUGGUAUAACACAUCUACCGCAUCGGCCGAAAGGAACAGUCCCCCAACAGAACAAGCAAACCCCGAAGGUGAUGAUGACUUCAUGGACGCUGAUGACGUUGUCGUUGUGGAUUGA